Impatiens glandulifera is the source of this 509-nucleotide messenger RNA. RefSeq names its product cytochrome b5-like. The transcript has 2 exons. Lineage: Eukaryota; Viridiplantae; Streptophyta; Magnoliopsida; Ericales; Balsaminaceae. Bases 25 to 459 code for a protein of 144 amino acids. Gene Ontology annotation, cellular component: membrane; intracellular membrane-bounded organelle. Gene Ontology annotation, molecular function: heme binding. The record is from RefSeq and is a predicted model, not a curated record.
AAACAAAUCAAGAAUUCAAUCCAAAUGAAUUCCUCAAAAGUUUUCACCCUCUCUGAAGUUUCUCAUCACAAGACAGGAACAGAUUGUUGGUUCAUCAUCAAUGGCAAAGUUUUGGACGUGACGAAAUUUCUAGAAGAUCAUCCAGGAGGAGAUGGUAUUUUGAUAGAAUGGGGAGGAAAAGAUGCUACAAAAGUGUUUGAAGAUAUUGGGCAUAGUAAAUCGGCCAAGGAAAUGAUAGUUAAAUAUCAGAUUGGUUAUCUCCAUGGAUAUGAACUUGAAGAAAAGGAUGAUCAUGAUGAUGAUCAUAUUUAUAAAGAACCAGUCAAGAAAAAGGAAAUGACUGCUUUUGUCAUUAAGGAAGAUCCACGAUUCAAGUAUGCUACAAUUCUUGAGUUCUUCGUACCUCUGUUUGUCUCAGGUGGAUUCAUGGCUUACCGUUACUUUUCUCCAUCUUUCUAAAUUAAUUUCUUUCUUUUAAUGAUUUGGAUGGAAUGUAAUCUCUUUAUUUA